AUGUUGGGUGAGUUCUUAAUAGGUAGACACAAAUGGGAAAACAAGGAAGAAACUCCACUACCAAACACCAUACCGGAAGUGGACGAAGUAGGGGCAACAUCAGCACCGUUAUUAUCAGCAUCAUAUUACAUUGGAGACAGGUGCAAGCCAUACAAUGAUGACUUUAUGUUAUGUAAAGAUGAACACAACGGAGGGACUAUAGACUGUUUGAAAGAGGGAAGACGUGUGACCAGAUGUGCUAUAUCGGUUUUGAAAGAUUUGAACAAGUACUGUUUUGAUGAAUUCAAAUUGCACUAUGAAUGCUUGGAACAAAACAACCAAUACUUCAGCCGCUGUCGUGCUAGUGAAGGAGUUUUAAGCAAGUGUGUGUUUGAUAAUUUGAAGUUGACAAAGAAGAUUCCUGGUGUUGAAGAACAAAUACAAGACAAAAAGAGUCCUAUAUAUGGACCUGACUCGAAAGAUGUUAGACAAACAAAAGAGUUCUUAAAGAAGAAUGAAGCUACUGCUGCUGCUGCUCCAGUAGCUGCUCCUGCUACAAGUAGCAGUUAG
Messenger RNA from Lodderomyces theae, 549 nucleotides. RefSeq lists its product as uncharacterized. The record is from RefSeq and is a predicted model, not a curated record. NCBI's taxonomy places the organism in Eukaryota, Fungi, Ascomycota, Pichiomycetes, Serinales, Debaryomycetaceae. The coding region runs from base 1 to 549 and encodes 182 amino acids. The transcript has a single exon. Gene Ontology annotation, biological process: mitochondrial electron transport, NADH to ubiquinone.